AUGGAAAGGUUCUUUAAAAGGAAAUCAGACAUGUUGCAACCCCCUGCAAAUUGUGAAAUAUCAAAGGACAUUCGUGUUGAGGCAGAGAUAAAUUUGUCAGAGCUACCAUCAGAUCCUGGAUUGCGAAAGAAAAUUUCAGACUACCCUUUGAGUAUUCAAGACCAAGUUCGAAGAGUAUAUUUGCAAAGGGGUCCUUGUCUUACAUUCCGGGGCCAUGAUGAGUCAGAAAAUUCAAGCAAUCAAGGUAACUUUGUUGAGCUUUUACAAUUUCUUGCUGAUCAUGAUGAACAACUUAGAGCUGUGGCAUUGAAAAACGCUCCAGCGAACCUCAAAUUGACAUCACCAACAAUUCAGAAAGAGAUAGUAAAUGCUGCAACAGUUGAAACAACAGAUGCUAUAAUUAGAGACAUGGAUAAUGUAUUGUUCUCCAUUCUAGUUGAUGAAGCUAGAGAUGUUUCUAUAAAAGAGCAAAUGGCUGUAAUUUUUUGUUAUGUGGAUAAAAGGGGUUGUGUGAUUGAACGUUUUAUUGGCAUUGUACAUGUUGCUAAUACCACUGCCAAAACACUCAAAAAAGCUAUAGAUGAAUUGCUUAGUAAGCAUAAACUGAGCAUAUCAAGUUUACGUGGUCAAGGCUUCGAUGGAGCAAGUAAUAUGAGUGGGGAACUGAAUGGCUUAAAGACACUUAUUUUGAAGGAUAAUCCCACUGCUUUCUAUGUCCACUGUUUUGCACAUCAGCUUCAGUUAGCUUUGGUGGCUGUGGCAAAGAAACAUAGUAUUAUAGGUGCUUUCUUCACAUCAGUUGCUAAUGUUGUGAAUAUUGUUGGUGCCUCUUCCAAACGUCGAGACAUUCUUCGAGAAAAAGUUGAUGUGCUAGAUGAAAUUGCAAAUGACAAAGUAGGUUCUGAUCAAAAAGAUAAUGCAUACAUUUCAUUGGGGUUAUUGCAAUCUUUUGAUUACAUAUUCAGUUUGCAUUUAAUGAGGAUUGUACUUGGUAUUAGUCAUGAGUUGUCCCAAGCAUUGCAAAAAGAUGAUCAAGAUAUAAUAAAUGCAAUGGAUUUAGUGAAAAUAUGCAAGAGAAAGUUGCAGAAUUUGAGGGAUAAUGGAUGGGAUUCUUUACUAGACCAAGUUGUUAUUUUUUGUGGCAAAGAGAAUAUCAUGGUUCCCAACAUGAGUGAGCAGCAUAUAUGUAAAGGAAAAUCAAAGCGGAAAAGUCCAGAAAUCACAAACUUGCACUAUUAUCAUUUUGAUUUCUUUUGUGCUGUGAUAGAUCUCCAACUUCAAGAGUUGAACAAUCGUUUCAAUGAGGAUAAUACAGAGCUACUCCUUUGUAUUGCAUGUUUGAGUCCGAAUUAUUCAUUUUCUGCUUUCAACGAGGAACGUUUGAUGCUUCUUGCUAGCUUUUAUCCGACUGAUUUUUCUACAACUGAGCUAUUGUUACUGGAGUCACAGCUAGAUAUAUAUAUCGAUGACAUGCAAUCAAACACUAAGUUUCAAGACUUGCAUGGGAUUUCUGAUCUAGCACAGAAACUUGUUGAGACAGGAAAGAGUAGGACAUAUAUGUUUGUCUAUAAGCUCAUUACCUUGGCACUAGUACUUCCGGUUGCAACAGCUACAUUUGAAAGAGCAUUCUCUGCCAUGAACAUUGUAAAGAAUAGAACGCGAGAUCGAAUAGGAGAUCAGUGGUUAAAUGAUAGCUUAAUUGUGUACCUUGAGAAGGAUAUCUUCAAUGAUAUUGAUAAUGAGGCUAUAAUUCAAAGGUUCCAAAACAUGGCUACACAUAGAGGACAUCUAUAG
Molecule: messenger RNA, 1794 nt
Organism: Fragaria vesca subsp. vesca
Lineage: Eukaryota; Viridiplantae; Streptophyta; Magnoliopsida; Rosales; Rosaceae
Product: zinc finger MYM-type protein 1-like
Exons: 3
Coding region: 1-1794 (597 amino acids)
Source: RefSeq, a predicted model, not a curated record